Entamoeba invadens IP1 is the source of this 1413-nucleotide messenger RNA. RefSeq lists its product as hypothetical. The record is from RefSeq and is a predicted model, not a curated record. The coding region runs from base 1 to 1413 and encodes 470 amino acids. The transcript has a single exon. NCBI's taxonomy places the organism in Eukaryota, Evosea, Mastigamoebida, Endamoebidae.
AUGUUGUUUUAUUUCACCUUUAUUUUCUUCAUAAAUUCUUACCUAUGUACCAAUUUGUACUGUGAUACAUGCUCUUCCACUGGGUGCUCCAGCUCUAUCGAAAAUUAUAUGUUGAUAAAUGGGCAGUGUAAAUACAAGAGAUCGGAGGGUUGCGAGUUUUUCAAUUCGAAAAACAUAUGCACUGAGUGCACUGAUGGCUUCAAAAUGGAUUUUUCAAGAAAAAUGUGCGUGCCUGGUGUCGAACUUUGUGCUGAUAUUAUUGUAGACAACAGUGAUAAUCUUUCUUGUUUGAGUUGUUACGAAGGGUAUACAUUAACAUCUGCAACAACUUGUGAAAAGUGUAAAUCAUAUAACCCAAGUUGUCUAGUCUCCGACUCAACAUGCACGUUGUGCUCUGUUUGUGCUCCUGGUUAUUAUAUUGAUAACAACAAAUGUAUAUCAAUCGGUAACUGUCAAUAUCCACACACAUCAACACCCAAAAUAUGCUCAAGUUGUAUUGCUGGAUAUUAUUUGGACGAAACGACUCGUACAUGUAAAAAAGGAAAUAUCACAAAUUGUAUUGUUUACUACGACGCUAUCAAGUGUACAACAUGUGAGUCCACUUACUACUAUACAUCAGGCGAGUGUCAGCAGUAUUUUCACUGUUUAAAUGUUGGUAACACAGGAUGUAAUUUUUGUGAAUAUGGAUAUGGAUUGAAAGAUGGCCAUUGUGUCAAGUGCAACUCAAAUUGUAUUGAGUGCUUCAACGACUCAGAUGUAUGCAAGACGUGUCAGCAUGGGUAUGGUGUAAUCAAUGGGAAAUGUGUGAGAUGUAAUUCUGCUUGUAAAUCUUGUGAUUCCACUUCUUCAGAGAUAUGUACCGACUGUUAUGAGAAGACUGGGUUGUCUUCAAACACUUGUGUUUCAUGUGGAGCGAAUUGUCUGACUUGUGAAAAUGAUAAUCCAACAAAAUGUACGGCAUGUGAAAUUGGGUAUGUCCUGACCAAUAUAAAUACAUGUAAAAAGUGUGGAAAUAAUUGUACGGACUGCUCAGCUACCAACACUGAGAUAUGUUAUGACUGCCAAGCGACGUAUUUUUUGAAUGGUAACUCACAAUGUCAGACAUGUCAAACUGUCUCUUGUGGAGCGUUAGAAGAGUUUCAAUGUGGAAAGUGUUUAGAGAAGUGCACUUUUGAUAACAGAAAUGGAAAUUGGUUGUGUAAUACAAACGAAAAUUGUUACAUAUAUGACUCAGCAAGAGGAAAGUGUACUGUGUGUAAUGAUAAUUAUUAUUUGGAUAAUAACUAUCAAUGUCAAAAAUGUAAUAAAAAUUGUGUCAGUAGGUGCACUAAUAACGCAGACCAAUGCAAUGAAUUGGAAGAUAUUCGACUUGACGAGAAUUGUUUGAUUUUUGGGCAAGAUCAUGUGUGUUAA